Messenger RNA from Lates calcarifer (barramundi perch), 2863 nucleotides. Its product is annotated as phosphatidylinositol 5-phosphate 4-kinase type-2 gamma. The transcript is spliced from 10 exons. Lineage: Eukaryota; Metazoa; Chordata; Actinopteri; Centropomidae. Gene Ontology annotation, molecular function: phosphatidylinositol kinase activity. The record is from RefSeq and is a predicted model, not a curated record. Gene Ontology annotation, biological process: phosphatidylinositol metabolic process. Bases 544 to 1842 code for a protein of 432 amino acids.
GUUUCUCUUGACUUUUCUCUGAUUAUUAUUAUUAUUAUUAUUAUUAUUAUUAUUAUUAUUAUUAUUAUUAUUGUUUCAUUUUUCCUGUGAAAUACUGGAUACUUUCACAUCUUUAGGCCACAUAAAUUCUUCAAAUGAGGGAAUACAAAAUGAACAAACUACUCAAAACUCCAAGGGUGGACAAUAGUCCAUUUAAAGGAUCACAAGCAUAAAAGGUUAAAGUUUGAUGGAAUUCCACACAAAACCAACACUAACUAGAAUUUUACAAAGAUAUCAUUUAUGACAAGACUGUUGUAUUGUUGUAUCCGUAUUUCAGUAUUUCAGCCGGCUGAAGUCACACAUCACAUGGAGGAAUGAGUAAAGAUUAUUCUUGCCUACUGUUUCCUCCUGUGUUAGACGGUUCUGCACCUGUUUGAUGUCAUUGUUGGACUGUGUCGUUGGUCCAGUAGGUAUUGGUUCACAGCGCCUACAGGCUGCUGCUGCUGCUGCAGAGACUCCACAAGGCGGACUUCAGGCUACUUUCCAUACACUAGGACGCCGCGGAUGACAACAGAAACCCUGUUCACAGAUCCGAGACAACGGACACUACCUGUGAAAAGCGCGAUGUCUUCUCCCAACGCUACCUCCAAACCUCUGAACAUCCUGGCGUCCAAGAGAAAGACGAAGAAGAAACACUUCGUGCAGCAGAAGGUGGAGGUUUUCCGAGCCAGUGACCCCGUGCUGAGCGUGCUGAUGUGGGGAGUCAAUCAUUCGAUUAAUGACCUGAGCCAGGUGCCUGUACCUGUCAUGCUGCUUCCGGACAACUUCAAAGCCAGCACCAAGAUAAAAGUUAACAACCACCUCUUCAACAAAGAGAAUCUUCCUGGACAGUUCAAAUUCAAAGAGUACUGUCCACAGGUGUUCAGAAACCUGAGAGAGCGCUUCGGCAUUGAGGACCAAGAUUACCAGGUGUCUCUGGCCCGCAGUCCUCCCCUCAAGGACGAGGAGGGGCAGUGCAUGGGGCUGCUGCUGACAUCGUACGACCGCACUUUGGUAGUAAAAGAAAUCUCCAGCGAGGAGGUGGAGGAAAUGCACAACAUCCUCUCUGAGUAUCACCAGCAUAUCGUCACCUGCCACGGCAAUACUCUGCUCCCUCAGUUCUUGGCCAUGUAUAGAGUCACUGUGGAGAGCGAGGACACCUACCUGUUAGUCAUGAGGAACAUGUUCAGCCACAGACUGCAUGUACACAGGAAGUACGAUCUCAAGGGGUCCCCGGUGUCUCGAGAGGCAAGUUUUAAAGAGAAGGUCAAAGAGCUGCCCACUUACAAGGACGUGGACUUCAGGAAUAACAUGCAGAAAGUUUACAUGAGCGAAGAGGAGAAAGAGAAGAUCAUGGACAAGCUCAACAGAGAUACUGAGUUUCUGGUGCGCAUGAGAAUGACGGACUACAGCCUGCUGCUGGGCAUCCACGACGUUGAGCGGGCUGAGAGGGAGGAGGAAGAGGAGGAGGAGAUGGAAUCGUCCAAUGAGGAGGAUGGGGAGGAUGAAAAUGGCCUGGCUCCUACCCACGGCUCCACCUCACCUGAAGGCAUCGCCGGCUACAUGAACUCCUUCAAACCCAUGGGUCCCGGGGAGUUUGACCCAUACGUGGAUGUGUACGCUAUUCAGAGCGCUGUAGGCGCGCCCCAGAGGGAGGUGUAUUUUAUGGGCCUGAUUGAUGUGCUGACGCAGUACGACACCAAGAAGAAAGCUGCUCACGCUGCCAAGGCUGUCAAACAUGGGGCGGGAGCAGAAAUGUCAACAGUUCAUCCAGAGCAGUAUGCAAAACGUUUCAGAGAGUUCAUCGCUAAGAUCUUUGCCUAGUGCAAAGAUUCAGUCCUCUCAUCACUUAAUAUAAGAGGAGUCUCACUAUGCAAUAUUUAACACCAUAUCAAAUCAACACUGAAAAUUUACUGUUAACUUCUAAAUGAUUUAUGUGCUUUUUGAGUAUUUACCUGCCACAUUAUUGUGAUACAAUGGGCUGUGCUUCUAUUUUGAGUGAAGAGCUGUAAUUUGCAAACAGGAAGAAAAGGUCUCCCUGGAAAACUCAUUGCUGUCAAUGGAUUUCUUUUGUUUUCAGUUAAAGGUGCUAUAUGUAAGUUUAUGCUAUUGAUACAUAGCCAAGAUUAGCACUGACAGCUGUUUACUUACCAGUCUAGAAGAAAUGUUGUGAGUUCAGCCUCAAACUUCUUUCCUGUACUUGCCAAGAGCUGUCUGUCUUGUCUUCGAUGUAUCUAUUUGUCUUCUUGGCAGCAUUACUUCUUCCUCCUGUCAUUUUGGACUGAGGGCAGACUGGACACUACAGUGACUCACUGUUGCCUCUUGAGGUACAAAGUGGUAUCAGGGGGAGGGACAGCUCAAGGCUAGCCAGUUAGCAUGCUAAUUUCAGUAGUUUUCAGCACAACAUUAAAAACUUUUAUUUCUUCACAAUCUGUUGAUAAUUAUUGUUGAUUUUUAAAAGUUUUAAACUAAAAUACUCACAUAUAGCACCUUUAAAGUUUUCCCAUUGAUGAAAAUAAGAAUAAGGAAAUAAGUUGAGCUCACUGGGCAAAUCUGAAGGGACUCAAUUAGGAAUAAUAACAUUUUAAUUUCCUAUUUAGUACCAAUGUUUGAUAAAACUGUCUGACUCCAUCUUUAGCCACAUACUGUAUAUCAAAAGGAAAACUGAAUGAUAUUUAUAAAUCUUCUGUGAUUAAAUGAAUAGGUAAAGCCAUUGGAAAUGUUUCCUUUGGAAUGUAUCAUCAAUAAUGAUAUUCUGAUUAUAUGUAUUAAAACCCAUUUUCACAAAAGGUAUAGCAGACUGUUAAUUUAAUCACAGACUGUACACUAACCAGCAACCUUAGUA